AUGGCACCUCCUAAAGCCCAAAGAGCAUCGGAUUUCUUCCGACAAGGAAGGAGAGACCGGCAGCGAUCCGAACAAGAUGGCGGCUCCCACUCACCUACACACAACUCUGAUGCGGGUUCCGACAAUGAUUCGAGGCAAACCUCCACAGGUGACACCUCGGUGUCGGAAAAGAGACUGGCGUCUAUGCUCCAAGAGCUGAGCACAUCUAUGAGAACCGACUUUCAAACCGCGGUCUCAGACAUGCGCAAAGACCUACUCAAGCCCCCCCCCCUCAGCCCCCUCCCCCCCCCCCCUCAGCCCCCUUCCCCCCCCCCUCAGCCCCCUUCCCAGCCCCCUUCCCCCCCCCCUCAGCCCCCUCCCCCCCCCCCCCUCAGCCCCCUUCCCCCCCCCCCCUCAGCCCCCUUCCCCCCCCAGCCCCCUUCCCCCCCCCCUCAGCCCCCUCCCCCCCCCCCUCAGCCCCCUUCCCCCCCCAGCCCCCUUCCCCCCCCCCUCAGCCCCCUUCUUCCCCCCCCACCCCCUCCCCCCCCCUCCUCAGCCCCCUUCCCCCCCCCUCAGCCCCCUCCCCCCCCCUCCUCAGCCCCCUUCCCCCCCCCUCAGCCCCCUCCCCCCCCUCCUCAGCCCCCUCCCCCCCCUCCUCAGCCCCCUCCCCCUCCUCAGCCCCCUCCCCCCCCUCCUCAGCCCCCUUCCCCCCCUCCUCAGCCCCCUCCCCCCCCUCCUCAGCCCCCUCCCCCCCCCCCUCCGCCCCCUCCCCCCCCCUCCGCCCCCUCCCCCCCUCAGCCCCCUUCCCCCCCCUCCGCCCCCUCCCCCCCCCCUCCGCCCCCUCCCCCCCCCCCCUCAGCCCCCUUCCCCCCCCAGCCCCCUUCCCCCCCCCCUCAGCCCCCUCCCCCCCCCCCUCAGCCCCCUUCCCCCCCACCCCCUCCCCCCCCUCCUCAGCCCCCUCCCCCCCCCUCAGCCCCCUUCCCCCCCCUCAGCCCCCUUCCCCCCCCUCAGCCCCCUUCACCCCUCAGCCCCCUCCCCCCCCCUCAGCCCCCUCCCCCCCCCCCUCAGCCCCCUUCCCCCCCCCCCUCACCCCCUCCCCCCCCCCCCUCAGCCCCCUUCCCCCCCCCUCAGCCCCCUUCCCAGCCCCCUUCCCCCCCCCCCUCAGCCCCCUCCCCCCCCCCUCAGCCCCCUUCCCAGCCCCCUUCCCCCCCCCCCUCAGCCCCCUCCCCCCCCCCUCAGCCCCCUUCCCAGCCCCCUUCCCCCCCCCCCUCAGCCCCCUCCCCCCCCCCUCAGCCCCCUUCCCCCCCCAGCCCCCUUCCCCCCCCCCUCAGCCCCCUUCUUUGUGGCAUGGUGCUGAAAGAAGCCACUGCCAUCAAGGAACAUCACCAUUACGAAGGGGUGUUUGUGAUCUGCAAUAAUCUUUAG
This is a messenger RNA of Pelobates fuscus (common spadefoot toad), 1404 nucleotides long. RefSeq lists its product as uncharacterized. Lineage: Eukaryota; Metazoa; Chordata; Amphibia; Anura; Pelobatidae. The record is from RefSeq and is a predicted model, not a curated record.